AUGUGGUUCCCGCCAGCCGCUGGCCCGAUGCAUCACGGUGCUUAUACCGAGCCCGCUGCCGUUCUGGCCAAUAAUGACAAGACGGUGGUCCUGGUUGGAUUGCGCGACUUUGAAAGCCAGGAGAAGGUUGAACCGCUGGACGUUGUGACGUACCCAGACUACGUCAAUCGCGCCAUCAUUUCGCCUGACGGCCGUCUUCUGAUUGCAAUCCUCGACGACCCCUUUUUGUACAUUCACCACCGCGUUGAGGCAACCAUCGACGAGAAUGGUCCAUUCAGAAACGAUGACAAGACUGAAUACCGUUGGGAGCUGUGCGGCAAAAUCCUACUCAACAGCCAGCGCAGGGACGAUGGAUCCGACAGUAGAGGGAGUUUUGCGGCAUGUUUCUCCAACACUGGAGCGUACUUGGCUGUGGGGACGCAGUACGGUACGAUUUCGGUAUUCGAUGUCGAGAGCCUCACUGAUCCUGACGUUGCCGAUCCCUUGUUGACCUCCUUCACAUCGUCACGUCCGAUGGCUGGAUCUGGAGCUGUCCGCGACAUGUCUUUCUGUCCCGGCCCUUAUGAUCUCCUGGCUUGGACAGAAGACCGCGGCCAUGUCGGUAUUGCCGAUCUAAGGAGUGGCUUCGUGCAGCGUCAAAUCCUAGACAUCAGUGUCGCUGAAGACUAUGACCACAUACCCAUCCUCGAUCGCGCCACGAUCGAUCCUCGGCUGCUUGAGGGCCGCGGUGAACCAAAUGACACGCUCUCCUCCAUCCUGCCAGACGCCGGCGAGAUUCGUCGGCGGCGCGGUGACGGUCCGAGCGGCCGACACCACCUAGCCCUUACACCCGACGAGACACGAGUGCUCGAAGCUUUGCAGGAGGAGCGGAUGAGGCGUGAACAGAGAGAACGGAUCUCAGCACGAAUGGCAGAGCAAGGGUCGCAGCAAUCGCCGAUGCAGUUCUUUGGAGGGAUGCCCCCCUUGGGAGGGAGAGGUGCCCGUAUUGACCCUGAAAUACUGGCGCGGGCACGGAACGGCAGUGCCGCACGUCGAGAGCAGACUGCUUCGAUGCGGACAAAUCGCGAGCGUACGGCUGUCGAGCCCGGCGAGCCGAGCGACGACGCCAACCAGAACGUAUCCAGGGCGAUUGGCGACCUCCUCGGAAACAUUCGCGACUCAAGGGAACGAGCGCAAGAACGCAUACGGACUGCUCAGCGGCUCAUUCUGCAAUCCAACACCGACCGAGAGCGCAUGCUGGACUUGGCGAAUCCUCAUCCACCCAGGCGUUCGGCAAGCAUACGGCCAGGCGAUACUUCGGCGGCGGCACAGCGCGGAACAAGCGGCCUGCGCAGCCUGACAUCUUCCGGGAGCGGCUGGGCAGACCUCGAGGCGCUCUACAGCCUUUCGUUCGAGAGCAACAUCCAGGACCUGAGGCAAGCCGUCAGAGACCGCGACAGGGACCGCGAUCGCGCAUCCAUCCUGCCGCUGCUUAACUCCGUUGCGAUCCGCGAGCUAGAGGAGCGCAAUAGCCGCCGGCGUGUCGUGCUCGAGCAUGGCGUUCACGAGGCUCCUCCCGAGCCUGACAACACGGCCGGGAUCUCGUGGAGCGAGGAUGGCAGAAUACUGUACGUGGGAGCCGAAAACGGCAUCUACGAAUUCCACGUUGAUGUUCAGGGCCGCAAGUUCCACCCCAGCUUGACGUUGCGGUAG
Molecule: messenger RNA, 1692 nt
Organism: Colletotrichum spaethianum
Lineage: Eukaryota; Fungi; Ascomycota; Sordariomycetes; Glomerellales; Glomerellaceae
Exons: 2
Coding region: 1-1692 (563 amino acids)
Molecular function (GO): protein binding
Source: RefSeq, a predicted model, not a curated record